Molecule: messenger RNA, 3889 nt
Organism: Symbiodinium necroappetens
Lineage: Eukaryota; Dinophyceae; Suessiales; Symbiodiniaceae
Source: the annotation of a GenBank genome assembly
GCUCGGAGACUGGCUGGUGGGUACCGGGGCCCCUGCUCGCGAGGACCAUUUGCUGGGAGGACAGGAAUACAUCCUUUAUUUGGCUUCGGCGCCCGAAGCGCACCGCUGCCAGGCGGUGCUGGUGCGCACGCCCCUCUCAGGAGCAGAGGAAUGCUGGAAGGCGACGCUGGAGCAGUUCGACCAAGCCAUGUCGGAGACAAACUCGCAGGACUGGGUCUUUCUGGGGAUGGAUCUUAAUCAAGAACCCCAUGCAGUCUCAGAUAGCUUCGUCGGCAUGGGCCUCUUCCGUGCACUGCUAGCCAAGUACGCACUGGAUCUCCAUAAGUCGGUGGGCCCCACAUGGGGGGCCCGAGGAUAUGAGAGUGAAAUCGAUGCGGUUUUCGUAAGAGUCCCUCGAAUUCGAAUGCACGCGCACAAGCGAGAAGAUAUGAAAGAGGCCCUGCCCUUAGACCAUUCGCCCGUCUUUUGCCUCCUCGUUUCCCCCGCUCCCCUGCUGACACGAGGCAAGCGGCCCAGGACAAGGUGUGGGCGAUGGCUCACCGACACACCCCGCAUAGAAGAAUAUGCUGCCUCUGGCAGCACAUUCUGCAUGGACUCAUUUGUGGACCUUUGCAUGAACUCCCGCCGAAUACCAUCUCUUAGGUACAAGGACAGCGAGGCGAUCAAAUUGCAGAUCGCGCUAAGAAGAGAUACGCGGGAUCCCUCGCAACGUGCAUGCAUGCUCAAGCAAAUUAGGGAACAGAGAGCGGAAGCCAAGGCCGCCCAUCAACUGGACAUCUUGGACAGAGCGAAGUCGGGAGAUAGACAGGCGAUCUCCUACCUAAGGCGAAGUGCAGCCCAGAGAACAUUCGAAACCAGCUACAUCGAACAGCAGGGAGGACAACAACAAGCAAGUGCCGACCUCGCCAAGUUCUACAAAGCCAAGUACACCAGCUCCCUCCCUCCUCCCACUAAGGAAGCUGUGGACAGAAUGUUAGCGACCCACAUGUCCGUGCAACCGCAACCUUUUGAUGCAGACGAAUUGACCCAGGCCCUGAUGAGGUGCAAGCGACACACCAGUGCAGGAAUGGACGGGGUUUGCUAUGAGGCCGUCCUGACAUACCACAAAAAGGACGGGAACGGACGCUUGCUGGAGUUUUUCAACAAGCUAUUGUUCAGGGAAAUGCCGCUGCCCGCAGCGUGGCACGAAGCUAAGGUGGUACUGCUGCCGAAGGUCGCGAACCCGGAAGGGCCCGGGGACCUAAGACCGAUCUGUUUGUCGCCCUGCAUGUCAAAAAUCUUUGGGAGGCUAGUUAUGACUCGGGUGGCCCGGCAUUGCCCCCCCUACGUGGGGGGGCAAAUGGGCUGCCGCCCCCGCACCCAAACCGUAGACGGAAUCCUAGCUGCUCAAACGAUUAUUGGCAUCAUGAGACGCAAGAGAGGGGCUGAUGCACACAUUGCCAAGUUAGAUAUCAGGGCGGCGUUUGACUCAGUGUCACACGCAUCAAUCGUGCAAUACCUCACGAUGUGCGCGCCGUGCUACGAGGCGGCACAUCUUUGGGAAUUGAGUCAAGGGAACAGGCUUCUGAUAACACUCAGGACCGACUCUUGGUACGUGCAUGUACAACAAGGGGUCCUACAGGGGACAAGCUAUAGUGCAGACUUGUUCAGUCGCAUUAUCGAUCACUUCUUGGGUGGUCUGCAGGAGAAGUGGAACCGGAAGUUCCCCACCUGGGGUGACGAGGUGUCCCUGCCACACUACCUUUCAUACGCCGACGACGUGUUAUUAUUCGCGGAGUCAGCUCCAGAAUUGCAGCGCAAGCUGCACGACUUGACAGAUUGUUUGGCCGCGAUAGGUCUGCAUGUGAACCACAGGAAAUGCGCGGUCCUCAACGUGGGAGGGGCCACCCCCGGCGUAUGGCCCAGAGGCAGUUGUACUCCUCUGGUCGGGCGCGACUGCCUGGUCUUCUUAGGAGUGCACAUAAACCAGGUGAACACGCCGGAUUUGAUGCUGGUUCACCCCCUGCGCAAGAUGAACAAUGCCUAUUUUGGCAUGAAAAAGCUGCUUGACAGGGCAGAAACAGAUCACCGCACCAAAGCAGUUCUAUUCGAAAGCUACAUCGCAUCGAAAUGGUCUACUGCAGGCGAUUCCGAGGCCCCGCAUGGCAAGUCACUUGGCUCACACGCAUAUGGACCUACAUGGGUCACCUCGCUAGGCUCAGGUACCGUCAAAUCCGGCACCCGCACGAGCCAGAACACUGGGAAUGGUUGGCCAGGGAUCGAGAAGCGUGGCGGGCCAUGCUGCCCCGAUGGAUCGCCCAGGCGGGAUGCCUUGGACGGGCUAUAUCGGAAAGGGGUUGUUCACCUCCAGCCCUGGAGAGCUGAUGCCCGCUGCACUUUGACCGUGUGGGUCACCCACACUCCAGGGGACAUAGUCGCAGGAGUGGAGCCCUUUGCAGUCCUGAAUUUCGUGUGUAAAGUCCUUGAACUGCUGUACGUAACUGAACCGCUGGGGGUAGGAGAAGAGGUUGGCCUGUUGGACAAGCUCUCACUGACUCCGAAGAGGCUCCCGGACAGGUACCCCGCCAUGCCCAAGAAACAACCCCGACUGGAAGCGGAGAUCGCGGCACUCCGGAUCCAACAGGAUGGCGGCUUUGUCACCAAGGAGCAACUGGUGCAAGUGCUCAGGCUCAUCCCGGGGCCCGAAUGGACGCCGCGAUGGGGAGGGAAGUCCUUCCACUUUGGAGCCUUCCAACGGGUCACUACGGGCCAGAGAGCAUCCAGUCGCAGAUAUCCACUGACUACUCGCUUGUGCACCAAGUUUGUCACUCAAUGGAUGCCCGAUGCCAAGUUCACGACUGUCACGGUGCACGACAACGUGGCUACCCCCCCUCACACAGAUGCACGGAAUUCGGAAGUCCCGGGGGGGCUAGUUGCCCUGACAAACUCUUUCACAGGGGGAGAGCUCUGGCUGGAGCAUGACAGAGGGACACAUGCCAGGACCAUCAAAGGCAAGACGAAGUUGGGCAUCAAGGUGGACCUCACCAGCCCGUUCGCGUUCUCUUCCAAGACCGUGCUGCAUGCAACAGUCCCUUGGGUGGGCGACCGGUGGAUCCUGACAGCCUAUAGCAUCGCCAAUGUGGCUGCCAACCUCAGCCCGGAAGCCACGUGGGGCCUGAUAUCCCUAGGGUUUAGGCCCCCUACGCCGGCGGAUGAGGAGCGCUUCAAGUACGAACAGUGGGGGGCCACGAUAUCGCGCCAGUUGCGAUUCACACCGAGGGCCAUUUGGCCCCGAGGGGUCCUCCUGCAACACGGGCCUAUUGAGCCCAUCGAUCUUGAGGGUGACGAAUGCCCGCCUACGAUCGACUUGUUGACAGACUCAGAAUCAGACGCUUGGGCUCACAGCCACCGCGCGCCUAUGCCACUCCGUGUUUUAAUCCCUCCCCACAUGGAUUGGGGGGCAAUGACAUGUGUCUUGGUCGCCGUGGCCACAGUGGUCCUGGCGGCGACGCUUCGCCAGCUUACAGGCGAAUUACGAGCCAUGCGAAUUCAAUCGGAAGCAUGGAGCCGAAUUCAUGACAAUGCCACUCGGCAAUCAGGGCUACUGGACGAGGUCCUCGCGGAGUCAAUCUACAUCCGCAAGAAAAUGAAUGAUGCGCUCAGCUCGUUGUUCGGUGGACUGGAGAUCCGCCGAAACCUACAGUCGCUCCAACAUAUGCACGACCUGCUCCAGACACUGCAUGACAGACGACGCGACGUGGCAGAGGUGCACCAUGUGGGUUUCUUGCGACACCGGCUGGGAGAGCUGUCCGACAAAAUAGAGGAGAUACAGCAUGCAGUGGAGGUGAUGCAAAACUCCCUGGAUGCACUGCACGAAGCCCUGCCAGCUCCGCUGGUCAGCCUGGAUUGA